AUGAAGGAUCCUAUUAUUAUUUAUUAAGCAAGACACAGAAAAACAGAGUAUGUUUGUGAGAAAUGUUACAUAGAGCUUGAAAAAAAACAGCCAAAUAAAUAGAAUUUUCGAAAAUAAUUUACAUUAAGAACGUAUAGUUUUAUAAUAUACUGCAAAAGGCAUUCAAAUCACCUGCAUAUCUACUCUCAAAGCUCAAUAUACCUAAUUAUCGAACAGAGUUGUUAAUUGGAAUUGAAAAUUACAAUGAUAAAACUAUCAAUAAUAUUCUUGCUGAUCUCAAAACAAAGAUUUCCAAUUUUUAAAAUACACUACAGAUAAAUUACUAAGAAUUAGAAUACGGCAUCAUAUUUUCUAUCUCUAAGAUAGAAUUAUUAAUUGGAAAAGGUAUUUAAAACGAAUUUAUAGAUUAUAAAGGUUGAUUUACUCAGAUAUAUUGAAGUUAAUCUUGGGAGAUUCUAACAAUCAUUAAACUCUAGAAUAAAAUUAAGCUUCUCCAUCUCUAUUUAUAAGAUCUUACAAAAAAUAAUUGUAAAGAAUUGGAUUAAUCUUUAAUUGAUAAUAUGGAUAAAAUAUAGUAAUAACUCGAAAUGUUAAAUAAAGGAGAUAAAUUUGUAUAAAAACCUUCAAAGAAUGGUUUAAAUCCUUCUAAAUUAGUUAAUUAGAUUUGGAAAAUAAAUAAAUCUAAUAAAAGAUUAUUCAUACCAUUUAAUCUAAAUUGAAUAAAUGUUCAAUUCAGUAUAUGUGAGCAUUCGAGAUGAAUUGAAUGGGAAAUAAUUAUGGAAUAAAAUCAUGGUUUAUCAAGUUUUUAAAUCUUAGAGUGGAAAUAUAAUUGGAGGGUUUUCUACUAGUAAGUGGCAAUAUUAAAUGAGUUCCUAUAUAAAAAAGGGAUGGAAUAUUAUGCUAUUUAUUGUAACCUAUCUCUUGGAUUUUGAAGUGGUCAUGAUAUUGUUAUUGCUGCAGACUUAAAUUUGGCUAUUCCAAAUCAGGAAGUAUUAAAUUAAUUAAUACAAAAUUAGUAAUAUUAUUACUCAUUUAUUUGGGUAAUCAAUUCCAAAUAUUGUUGAAUGUGAGAUUCGAGGUUUUAAAUUUGAUUGA
This is a messenger RNA of Paramecium octaurelia, 1095 nucleotides long. NCBI's taxonomy places the organism in Eukaryota, Ciliophora, Oligohymenophorea, Peniculida, Parameciidae. The record is from the annotation of a GenBank genome assembly.